Molecule: messenger RNA, 2690 nt
Organism: Aspergillus ibericus CBS 121593
Lineage: Eukaryota; Fungi; Ascomycota; Eurotiomycetes; Eurotiales; Aspergillaceae
Gene: dbp4
Product: RNA-dependent ATPase HCA4
Exons: 1
Coding region: 102-2522 (806 amino acids)
Biological process (GO): rRNA processing
Cellular component (GO): nucleus
Molecular function (GO): RNA helicase activity; ATP binding; nucleic acid binding
Source: RefSeq, a predicted model, not a curated record
CAUCCAGAUUCGCUCUUUGCCCAGCAACAAGACCAUCCCGAUCAUCUGCACAUCCUCAUUCGGGGUCGAUUUCGAGGAAUUUCAAUCCUCUUGAGCCCAUUAUGGCUCCCGUUAAUGGAUCUCGCAAUGGUAAACCCUCGAAGCCUCCCCAGCGGGCCGGUAACCUGAAGCGCAAGCGUGCCCAAGAUGACUUGUCCACUCUCGUGCAAAAGGUGGAAGAACUCGAUGUCAAAGAAUCCGUCAAACAAUUUACCGAUCUACCUUUGUCCGAACCUACCGCUUCGGGUCUUUCGUCAUCCCACUACAAGACGUUGACGGACAUUCAGUCCCGUGCGAUCAGCCAUGCGCUCAAGGGUCGCGAUAUUCUCGGUGCCGCAAAGACAGGAAGCGGCAAGACGCUGGCCUUCCUGAUUCCCAUCCUGGAGAAUCUAUACCGCAAGCAGUGGUCGGAGCACGAUGGAUUGGGUGCCCUGGUUCUGUCUCCUACCCGCGAACUCGCCAUUCAGAUUUUCGAAGUCCUUCGCAAAGUUGGUCGCUAUCAUACAUUCUCCGCGGGUCUGGUGAUUGGUGGAAAGAGUCUGCGCGAGGAGCAGGAUAGAUUGGGACGGAUGAACAUCCUGGUGUGUACGCCGGGUCGUAUGCUGCAACACUUGGAUCAGACCUCCUUCUUCGAAACAAACAACCUGCAGAUGCUCGUGUUGGACGAGGCGGAUCGCAUCUUGGAUAUGGGUUUCCAGAAGACCGUGGACGCUAUCAUCGGACAUCUGCCACAGGAGCGCCAGACGUUGCUUUUCAGUGCUACUCAGACAAAGAAGGUGUCGGAUCUGGCGCGCCUGAGCUUGCAGGAUCCUGAAUACGUGGCUGUCCACGAGACGGCCUCUUCUGCGACGCCGUCUAAGCUUCAGCAACAUUACGUCGUUACACCCCUUGCGCAGAAGCUUGACGUCUUGUGGAGUUUUAUCCGGAGCAACUUGAAGUCCAAGACCAUUGUGUUCCUCUCGUCAGGCAAACAAGUGCGCUUUGUCUACGAAUCUUUCCGACACAUGCAGCCCGGUAUUCCGUUGAUGCACCUCCACGGUAGACAGAAGCAGGGUGGACGACUUGACAUUACUACCAAAUUCUCACAAGCUCAGCACGCUGUUCUUUUCGCCACUGAUGUUGCUGCGCGUGGUCUGGAUUUCCCGGCCGUCGAUUGGGUUAUUCAACUGGACUGUCCUGAAGACGCCGACACUUAUAUCCACCGUGUGGGCCGCACAGCCAGAUACGAGCGUGAUGGUCGCGCCGUGCUAUUCCUGGACCCCAGCGAGGAGAAGGGUAUGCUGAAGCGCCUUGAGCAGAAGAAGGUUCAAGUCGAGCGUAUCAAUGUCAAGGCCAACAAGCAGCAGAGUGUCAAAGACCAGCUGCAGAACAUGUGCUUCAAGGAUCCCGAGUUGAAGUAUCUCGGUCAGAAGGCCUUUAUUUCUUAUGCCAAGUCGGUCUACGUCCAGAAGGAUAAGGAGAUUUUCAACAUCAAGGAGCUGAAGCUGGACGACUUCGCGGCCAGCCUGGGUCUUCCGGGUGCGCCCCGCAUCAAGUUCAUCAAGGGUGAUGAUACCAAGGAGCGGAAGAACGCGUCGCGGGCUACGGCGCACGCGUCCAGCGAUGAUGAGUCUGAUGAAGAGGGCGGAGAGAAGAAGGCGAAGAAGGAGGAGCCACAGGUGCGGACGAAGUAUGACCGCAUGUUCGAGCGACGAAACCAGGACGUGUUGGCCGACCACUACUCUAAGCUCAUCAAUGACGACGGCACGAUGGUUGAGACGGCCCAGGCCACUGAGGAUGCUGAUGAAGACGACGACUUCCUCUCCGUCAAGCGUCGCUACGAGGCAGGAGACAAGGACCUGGAUGUUGCGGGAUCAAGCUCGGAGGAUGAAGAUGAGAAGGCUGGAUCGAAGACUGGAACUAAGGUGGUGCAACUUGAUGGCAAGGAAACACUGGUUAUCGAUUCCAAACGCCGGGAGAAGCUGCUCAAGUCGAAGAAGAAGCUCCUUAAAUUCAAGGGCAAGGGUACGAAGCUGGUCUACGAUGAUGAGGGCAACGCUCACGAGAUCUACGAGAUGGAGGACGAAGAGCAAUUCAAGGCCAAGGGUGACGCUAAGGAGCAGCGUGCUCGGUUCCUGGCGGAGGAAACGGAGCGCACACGGCAGGCGGAUGUGGAGGACAAGGAGGUUGCCAAGCAGAAGAAGCGCGAGAAGAAGGAGAAGCGCAAGGCUCGCGAGCGCGAGCUUCUUGCCAUGGAAGAAGAAGGAGGGGAUCUGGUCCAGCUUCCUUCGUACAACGACGACCGCGAUAUGGAUGGUGGGUUCUCCCCGUCCGAAGCGGAAGAGGAGGCACCCCGUCCGAGCAAGAAAGCCAGGGUUUCCUUCGCGGACGAGCAGGGCGAGAAAGAAGAACCCUGGUACAAGAAGUCCAAGAAGCCCCAAGCCCCCGAACAGAUCCAGACCUUGGAAGAUCUGGAGUCGCUGGCUGCCGGUUUGUUGGGGUGAUGAGGGUGAUGGGUGGACUGGUAGAGAAGUGUUUACGCUGUGUUUUCAAUGGAUAUAUAUACCUUUCGGCCUGAGUUUGUUUCUUUGUUCAUCAGCGGAGAGUGUCAAAAAGUUUAUGAGAAUCCGGCAGCAUUGCCAUGUAUAUAGAGCAAUUGAUCCUGUCCUUGA